Messenger RNA from Trametes versicolor FP-101664 SS1, 3063 nucleotides. RefSeq lists its product as uncharacterized. Lineage: Eukaryota; Fungi; Basidiomycota; Agaricomycetes; Polyporales; Polyporaceae. Bases 1 to 3063 code for a protein of 1020 amino acids. The transcript has 9 exons. The record is from RefSeq and is a predicted model, not a curated record.
AUGUGCACGGACGAGAACAGCGCACCGCACGCUGUCCGCUACCUCAAUGCACAGCUCGCUGUAUUGCAUGAGAACGCAGAGCGGUGUCUCCAAGAACAUCCCAACGCUCGGACUGAAAAAAACAAGCAUUUCUAUGCGUUGGCAGAGUUCGCCGUGCAACGGCCUGCCUCCGCCACGCAGAUCCCGUCUGAAAAUGAUUCCCUUUUCUAUGCCUCCUUCCAUGCUCCCGACCUCAAGUUCAUAUGCGAUCACGACGUCUUCUUAAAGCUUUCCUUCGCUAACGGGCACAUUGCGGUGGACAGCCCCCGCAGUGGCAGGAGUCAAAUUGUUCCCUUCCCGGCUGACUUCGAGGUUACCUACCGCGUCAGCUUCAGGACUCGUAGGAUCGUCGGUAACGACCAGAAGAUCGGCGACUACGGGAGUGCGAUUGAGCUUGUCAUUCUCGACCUUGACAGCAAGUACACUGCUUCCUUCUUACCGCUCUUACUGAUAUCAUUGUACUUAACAGAGGCUACGCUGUACUCCGUCGAGCCCGAGCUUCCCUCCGGCCGGGACCAGCUUACUAGAUUCAUGACGCAGUACCUCGAGCUGCUGCACAGCGCGGGGAACCACGUCCUCUUCUCACUCCCGCAGUUUGACCAGCGCGCCGCGCCGGGCAACGUGAAGUACUCGCUCAUCGGCGAGACCGAAGCAUACUACGAGUGGAUGGAGAGCAUGCACGGGGUCACUGUCGACCAGAUCAACGGGUACAUGUCCUCCAUAUGGCUCAAGUCUGCGAUGCUCGCGCGCGGGAGCAUGACGAGCGACAGCACCGACUGGCGUCCCCGAUGCCUCGCCGAGUUCACCCGGAGCGAGGGCGACAUCCAUUUCCGCAUGCAGCUCGGCGCGCCGAUGGUGAAGAUCCUGUGCGAGCGCGAAAUUGUGAUUUGGUUCGAUAUCGACGAGCUCGAGAUCUUCGAGGAUGGCGACUUUUCCGCUGCCCCAGACCGACGCUUCUCGGGAUGGAAGGUCGCGAUGGUGGUCAACGCCAUCUACAACAGGGAUGCAGCCGGUCACACGGUCACCAUUGUAUUUGAUCUAAGCAAUGCUCGUUAUCACAAGGCCCUCUCCUCCUACCCCGGCCUCGACGAGACUGACGACAUCACGCUCGACUACUACGACCUCAUCAUCGCAUUCUUCUCCGAGGAGUAUCUCCAGAUACUCUACAACGCGCACUACCACAUUCUGUACUCGCACGACACGCGCUGGGAGACAAUCCGCAAGAUGCGCUUCGACUCGCAGGAGGACUCGGAUGGGUCCUGGUGGAGCCUCGAGCUGGGCGACUCAAGUGGCGUGUCCUCGCGCGAGACGAUUCAGCGCACGAAGAUGUUCGGCUUCGACCAGGUCACCGCGGUCUCGCAGGGAUCGCUUAACGCGCAGUUCUCCGCGACCUCGUACGUGGCGUUCCACAGCUGGGCGUUCGAAAGCUACUUCUCGGCGUCAUACAAACCGUUCUCGCUGCAUCUGCUGAGCAACAACCGCGCGCUUGUGUGGGUGCACCUCGCGAACGGCAACCUCAAGACCCUGAAGGACUGGGCGCUCUGGGAUGGAAGUGAACAAUAUGAAUUCCGCGACUGGCGUGUGGCUUUCGAGGUCGAUCUCAAGAUGUGCUCUCAGAGCGAACUGGAGGGCGCGACUUCUACUACAUACACCUCUUCACAACAGUUUGAGAGACACGGUCACAUGGCAGACCGCGAGCUCAGACAUAUCUAUCUCGACUUCCAACAUGCGGAAUAUGUCCACGACUACUCUAACUUCGGCGACAUCAAGAACAUGGGCGGAGACAGCCGGUCCCUCAUCCUCAAGCUGCAAGCGGUCGUCUUCUAUCUCACACAGCACUACUUCCCCGCAUUGUGCAAGGACGGCAUGAACGUCAUCACGAGUAUCCCCGUCUGGAAAGAGGGGCACCGAUCCCUGCCCUCUUACGCGCUCACAGACGUCACUUUCCAUGUCUACUCGAAGGUCGAGAUCACCCGCCACAACUGGACGCAGGUCACCCCCGGGCAGGAGCCGAUCAUCGUUGUACUGGGCACGACGGGUGGACGUCCGCUGCCCUCGCCGGAGCUCGAGUUCUCGACGGGAUGGAUCGUGCAUGCGAACCGCGGGUUCUCCCAUGGCACCAUCGGUAUCGCACGCCGCGUGUUCAUCGAGGAACGCCUCCUUACCCUGCUGUCCAACGUGAAUUCGUACACGACGAUGAUCCCCGUUCUCCUCGACCCUUCGCAAGGCUUCCAUGGGCUGAGCCUGAAGAAGUGGUCGGAACACGACCAACGCAAGGACCGCCCGUCGAAGUGGGAGCUCCUGCCGUCCGACGGCGAGGGCUGUCUGAAGUACCUCUGGGAGCACUGCGAGGAAUGGCGCUACAAGCUGCGCGGGAACAGCAACCUCAUGAGCUCUACUCAGGGCAUCUCUUGCGUCACCCGAAACUACGUCGAGCUUCCGACUGCCGUCAAACAAGGCGCCCUUCAUAUCAAGAUCAGCGGCAAAGUCGAACUUAGCCUUACCCUCCAGGUUGGGAAGUCCGAGUCCCAGACCGCGAGCUCCUCGGUGAGCUGGUCCACAAAUGUCACGGUUCAGACCAUCGGCAGCGGAAUCAAGGUCAACACGCUCGGCUCGCACGACCCGGUAUUCGCAAAGGGCCUCACUCCUGACAACGCAGCGCGGUUCCGGAGCCCGAUGGACAUGCUGCGCGAGGCGUUCCCGGACAAGGUCGACCUCGACGAACUCGUGCAGGAGAUCCGCGCGUUCGAGGGCCCCUGGCAGUACUGCUACCCGCUCGCCAACCCGUACUCUCUCGCGAGUCCCGUGUUCAACGACGACGGCGAUCUUCUGUUCGAGCUCCGCAGGCACGGUGUCUCGGCCAUUCGCGUUACUUCGGCAACAUCCCCCCCUGCUGCGCGGAUUGGGCGGAGCUCGUCCCCGGCGUUUGGGCGUCGGGCGCACUCGCGCACGCGACAGAGUGGCGGCAGGACGUCGCCUGCCCCACACUCUCCUACGCGCUCCCCUGGUAGGACUAAACGUUGA